AUGGCUAGCGUGUACAGCUACAGAUCGAGUGGUCUUGAAUUCGAGCUCCGAGUCGAGCCAAAAUAUUUGUUUGAGCCUAUCUAUUACGAUACCUCAAAACGACCAGGUAUUGGAAAGUUGUCAGUAUUCACAUCCUCGUACCAAAGCAGAGCAAAAUCGGAGUUAGCAGCCGCGACUCCAACACAACGUAAUUGGCGUGGGAUUCUCAUCGCCCUGCUAGUUAUCGCAGCAGUUCUCGGCCUGAUAGUCUUCAGCAUAGCACUGCUCACUCCCGCCGGUGAUGACGGAAGGGGUCGGGGAAGAAGACCAACUCUUAGUGACGUGCUCACAGAUCACUAUAAACCGUUUAAUGGAACUUGGUUAACAGACGAAGAACUGGUGUUCAGAGAUCGAUGGGGUGGACUCACCCUCUUUAAUGUGAAGAAUUUCACCACCAGGUUGCUGAUGAACAAUUCCACAUUUAGAGAACUAAAUGCGGUAGACUUCAAAGUAUCUGCAGACUUGAAAUUCGUGCUGCUAAUAUCAGACGUGAGGCCUGGGUGGAGGCACGCGCGUCUCGCUAGGUAUCACGUGUACGACGUGAUCACACGGAAUAAAAUCCCAAUAUCACCGGUAGAAGAUGACAGAUCGGCCCCCUUACUACAGUACGCGGAGUGGGCGCCGACCGGCUCCGGCCUGGUCUUUGUGUACGACAACGACAUAUUCUACAAGCCCAAGGUGUUGAAGACCUUGGUCUGCAGGAUCACAAGCAAUGGAGUACCAGGAGUAAUCUUCAAUGGAGUUCCAGAUUUCCUCUAUGAAACUGAAGUACUGAGACUAGAUCGGGCUAUUUGGUUUAGUCCAGAUGGCCAAAGUUUAAUGUAUGUGACAUACAACGACUCUGCAGUCCAACAGCAUAAAUACCCAUGGUAUGGACUAGACCAGCAGGAGCCGCCGGCGUACCCAAGUAUCAGGACUUUGAGGUAUCCGAAGGUGAAUACUAACAACCCAGUGGUCACAGUGUACGUGGUCAGCAUCAAGACACCCAAGUUUCUAUUCCCGCAUGCGAUACAGUUUAAUACACCAGUAGACAGCACUUGGUACGUCCGUUGGUCCAGCUGGAUCUCAGAGCGGCAGAUAGCGGUGCUACUCCUCAACCGACCACAAAAUGUAUCCAUCAUCAGUAUCUGUAACGCUGUGCAAUAUAAUUGCCAAGAUAUCUACCGGGACGAAUCAGACGGCAGUCGCUGGUCAGGCCUGGGUUCUGAUCCUGUAGAGGACGACUGCGGAUGGUGCGGGGGAGGGGCCCUCGUGGGGGGUCGCAGUGGGGUCUUCACCACUGCACCCAUCACAGACCAGGGUGGUAUUUGGAGACAUGCUGUUCAUCUCACUCAGGAUACGAGAACUACCAUUACACAAGGGAACUUCGAAAUAACUCAGCUAGUUGGGUGGGAUGAGAGGAGACGGCUUUUAUACGUAAUAGGGACGGCUCCUGAGAAAGCGGGGGAGAGACAUGUGUACCGCGUAGCCGUUCCUGUGGAUGGGUGGCCGCCACCGCCCUCGUGCCUCACCUGCCCCGGCUUUAUACCUGACACUACCAUUGAGCCUAGCACUGAGGAACCGGAGUAUGACAACACGACAUCGUCUCUACCAUCGUGGCCGACGUCCACCGUCCUGCCGCACGUCGCCGACGAGAACGACUCCCUCCCUACUGCGUGUCUCUACAAUAGAGUCAUAUUUAGCAAGAACUUCUCGUACUAUGUACAGGAGUGUUUGGGUCCGAGCCCGCCGGCCACGUUCCUGUGCACGGCGCGCGGCGCGCGGCGCGCGGUGCUGUGGGACGGCGCGCCGCUGCGGCAGAAGUUCGCCGCGCUCGCCGCGCCGCAGUCCAAGGUGUUUAGAGUUGAGGUGCAAGCUCACAGAGAAGCGCGCGUGCGACUGCUGCUGCCUCCCGGCUUGCGCGAGACUGACGACCUGCCGCUACCAUUAGUCUUACACGUGUCGGCAGAGCCAGGAGGCCAGCUGGUCACGGAGAGAUGGAGACCAGACUGGGGGUGGUACCUCGCCACCGCACGGAACUUCAUCGUGGCGGAGAUAGACGCAAGAGGAUCUGGAGGACAAGGAGAAGAGCUCCGAACAGAAAUAUACCAACGCCUGCUGUCAGUGGAUGUUGAGGACCAGAUAGCUGUACUUUCUUAUUUACGAGAUAAUCUAAAAAUGGUGGAUGGGAGUCGUAUCGGCGCGUGGGGUCACGGGUUCGGGGCCGGAGCGGCGUUAGCGCUGGCCGCGGGCGACGCCAGGAACCUAACAAGAUGUCUAGCGCUCUUGGCACCUCUUGCUGAUCUGCGACAUCAUAAUUCGUACUGGACGGAGCGCCACUCCGGGUACGCGGGCGCGCUGGGCGCGGCGUCGCUGGCGCUGUGGCGGCGCGCCGGCAACCUGCCGCCGCGCCGCCUGCUGCUGGCGCACGCGACCGCCGACCUGCGCGCGCCGCCGCCGCACGCGCUCGCGCUUGCGCGCGCGCUCAUCCGGGCGCAGGCCUUGUACACGCACCAGGUGUACCCAGACGAGGGUCACAACUUCGAGCGCUCUAACCUCCAUGUGCACAAAACUAUGGAGCAGUUCUUCGACGAAUGCUUCGGUCCCGUGGAGUUGGCCGACUGGGACGCGGGAGGGGUCGGGGGAUUAUUCCCCUUUCGCGAC
Brenthis ino (lesser marbled fritillary) is the source of this 2682-nucleotide messenger RNA. Lineage: Eukaryota; Metazoa; Arthropoda; Insecta; Lepidoptera; Nymphalidae. The record is from the annotation of a GenBank genome assembly.